AAACUAGGAAGCCCCAAGCCGGUGAGCUAAUCGUAUCUAUUAUGGCUAUAAAAUGUUUGCGCAACCAUCGGAAGGGUAUCAGUGUUGAAUCGGUUUAGCUUCUUUGUGGAGUGCAUGAAUAAGUGCGAUUGGUUGUAUUCGUUGUCCAUUGUUGAGAAGAAGGAAGCAUUGAAUCGUGAAUUCUUAUUUUGACCGGUUUUUUGUGGUGCCAGAAAAAAAAAUGAAAAAGUUGGUGGCGUUAAUUGGGUUUUUCGUUCUAUUGAGUGCGGUGAAUGCCCAACGGCGAAGAAACGUCACUUUGCUGGCAGUAACUACAGAACAACCAGCGAACAAUGCCAACAGUGAAGCAACAAGUGCGUCGUCAGUUGUCACCACGGAAGAAAACGCCCAAGCGGUGGAAGUUCUGCGCCGAGGUAUCGAAAGGCGUCGACUAGAACGCCUACAGAGAAUUGAGCAAAGACGAGCUACCAUUCUUCAAAACUUGGAAAACAUGAGUGACCGAAGGCGCGAAUUUGAGCUGCGACGACAAGAACGGUUGCGAACUGCCCAAGAACUGAUAGAAGAUCGUCGCCAAGAAAUGGAAGCCCGGCGGGCCGGACGUAUUCCGAUAAAAGAGCAAGAUCGAGUGCUCCGACUGCGACAGCAACGGCUCGGGCAGAACACUCCCGAUAAUGAGCAAAACGAAGUGGAUGGUCCAAGGGAGCUUCUUCCUGCCGUUGCUGAUUUAGUUCGUCGCAUUGUCCUAAUAGAGGAGGCCAACGGUAACGUAAGACUUAUUGAUAUCGACACCGACGAGGGCCGGGAUUUAAUUUCGCGAGUAAUGGAGCGCGUGGAAACAGAAGAGGAGAAAGCAGAAGCCAUUCAGAAACUUAAGGUUAAAUUGGGACAACUUUGAUGUAUGCGAGCCAAGUCAUGUAAAGAUCAAUGAUCAAUGGUAGAAAUGGUGUUAAAUCAUAGCGAGUAUGAAAGCAGUGAGUCAUUAGCUUCGAAUGAAUUAAACUAUGCCACAUUUGUGGAUCACAAUUACUA
Molecule: messenger RNA, 1029 nt
Organism: Armigeres subalbatus
Lineage: Eukaryota; Metazoa; Arthropoda; Insecta; Diptera; Culicidae
Exons: 2
Coding region: 221-895 (224 amino acids)
Source: RefSeq, a predicted model, not a curated record